AUGCGUUUUGCCACUGCAAGAUUCCUUCGCCGCUGCGAAGAGCCGAAAAGCAGCGCUGCCUCCCGUCCUACUUAAGGGAGGUUGAAGAGACAUAGAUACAUACAUUAGCGAUUGAAUUAAUUACUCAUAAUGAUGAUUAAACUAGUUUAAUGUCGUUGUUGCUCACCGGCUGGACUUGGAUUCUCUCGGAAAUUUCGUCUCCACCCCACCAUGUCCAAUCACCUCCUUAACAAACAAGAGCAUCUUUCUCCCACGGAGAUUCCAAUGCUCCCUUUUCUUUAUUCCCUUUCCUCGCACUUUCCUCAGCUUUCUCGCCCACUUGUUUCUCCAUAAAAUCAUCCUUUGUUUCCGUCCUUAAUUCCUUCCUUUCUCCUUCCUCUUUAGCCCUCUCAGAUCUGUUCUCUCUCGCUCUCUCUCUCGCUCUGAGUUUGUUCAGAGGUUCUGCUGGUUUGACCUCAAUAGAGCCCCUGCUCUGCUUUCCUCUGUUUCUCUAGGCAGCACACUGUCUGGUACGAUUCUUCGCCUGAGCCAAAUUUAGCUUCUUUGCAGCUGAAACUUGGUCUGUCGGGAUCUUUACACAAAAUCCAUCUGUCCAAUCGCUUGAAAACCUUUGUUAUUCACGAAAAAGAUCUGGUCUUUGUUCAGAUCUGUGGCUGUUUUUGAUCCGCUGUUGGAGAAAUCCUUUCCCACUUCCGUUCAGGUAUUGAUGCAUAUGUUGUGUCCCUGAUGUUUUUCAUCCAUGUCUCCGGUUCUCAGUGAAAUCCUCCUUUCCGGGUUGAUGAUCAGUUCUUCAAUCAGACGCAGGACCCACUUAGUUCAAUCUUUCUCUGUUCGAUUCCUCUACUGGUUCUAUGUUUUCUCAUAAAUAGUCUCUACUUCGUUUCUAGCCUAUAUUACACAGCUAAUAUCAAUAUUGAUUUAUAUACAUAAGCCGAACAAAUUAUUAUCAUCUGGGUCCUGCGUCUCACAACAUCUUUAAAUCAAAAUAAAAAAGAAUUCGAUCCCUCUUCUAUUGUCGUAAAAUUAUCCUAAAUCUGCUCGGCCGAAAAGAGAUUAUUUGAUGGCUUCGUCGAGCGGGAAUUCCUCGAGCACCGCCCGGCCUCAGAACUCUGGGUCGGAGGGCGAGCCGCAGCAGCUCCGCAUGGACCAGAGGAAGAGGAAGAGGAUGGAGUCGAACCGCGAGUCGGCAAGGCGGUCGAGGAUGCGGAAGCAGAAGCACCUGGAUGACCUCACAUCCCAAGUGACUCGGCUGCUGAAGGAGAAGAACCAGAUCCUGACGGGCAUCACCGUCGCCACACAGCACCUGGUCAACGUCGAGUCGGAGAACGCUGUUCUGGGGGCUCAGAUGACGGAGCUGAGCCACAGGCUCGAUUCGCUCAACGAGAUCCUGAACUCCAUCUUCCAAUCCAGGGGUCUCGAGACCGGUCAAGGCCUUGAUUUGGGUUCUCCCUACGACGGCUUCUUCAUGGGUCCUAUGAAUUUGGGUUGCGUGAGCCACCCAAUCAUGGCAGCUUCAGACGUGUUUGAGUGCCGAUGAUUGGUUGGUCUAUCUGGGUGGUGGUUGAUGACUUUCUUGAAGUUAAAUAAUUAGGGUUGAUUAGGUAAAAUGGCUUAGGUGGGUAUCUUAAAUGUGACUGUCUGAUAAAUGUCAAUGUCAAUGCUGUCUAGGCAAUUGGGGUUGUUUUUUUUUUUUAUCUUUAUUGGUGUUUUGUGGGUUUGUGUCAUGUGAAUGGCUUCGACUGGCAUAGUGACAUGAUGUGAAGGUUUUUGGGGUUGUAUGAGGUCAAUAUCGUCCUAUAAUAUGUAUUGCGUACUUUUUAUUUGUUACUGAUACUGAUAUCUCGGCUCGA
This is a messenger RNA of Rhodamnia argentea, 1850 nucleotides long. RefSeq names its product bZIP transcription factor 44. The record is from RefSeq and is a predicted model, not a curated record. Gene Ontology annotation, cellular component: nucleus. Gene Ontology annotation, molecular function: DNA-binding transcription factor activity; transcription cis-regulatory region binding. NCBI's taxonomy places the organism in Eukaryota, Viridiplantae, Streptophyta, Magnoliopsida, Myrtales, Myrtaceae. Gene Ontology annotation, biological process: positive regulation of DNA-templated transcription.